This is a messenger RNA of Sphaeramia orbicularis (orbiculate cardinalfish), 3191 nucleotides long. RefSeq names its product translocon-associated protein subunit alpha-like. Gene Ontology annotation, cellular component: endoplasmic reticulum; endoplasmic reticulum membrane. The transcript has 11 exons. The record is from RefSeq and is a predicted model, not a curated record. The coding region runs from base 86 to 982 and encodes 298 amino acids. NCBI's taxonomy places the organism in Eukaryota, Metazoa, Chordata, Actinopteri, Kurtiformes, Apogonidae.
UAGAGUAGUAGUAACGGAAGCGGCUCGGCGGCGCUCACACAGACUGACCGACACUGAAUGAGAACGCACUGAUUUCAGCUCCAAAAUGAUGAAAUUUCUGCCCAAACUGCUGCUGCUCGUCCUCUUAGCUUUCCCUGUGACCCUCCUUACAAGGGGCCCAGUGGUGGCUGCUCAGGAUCUGACUGAGGAUGAGGAGGCUGAGGCCGUGGAUGAAGAUGUAGUGGAUGAUGUGACUGCUGAGGACGAGGACGACGAGGCGGAAGUGGAGGACGAUGAAAAUGCAGAACUGACAGAAGAAAAAGAAGAUGACGAGGAGGAAGCGCUGGUUGGAGAGAUGAAGGCUUCUCCUAACGCCGACACCACCAUCCUGUUUGUGAAAGGAGAAGACUUCCCAGCCAAUAACAUCGUCAAGUUUCUGCUCGGCUUCACCAACAAGGGAUCAGAGAACUUCAUUGUGGAAUCUCUGGAUGCCUCUUUCCGUUACCCACAGGAUUACCAGUUCUACAUCCAGAACUUCACGGCACUGCAGCUCAGCACCGUGGUUCCUCCCAGCAGACAGGCCACCUUCGAGUACUCCUUUGUCCCCGCCGAGCCCAUGGGGGGGCGGCCCUUCGGACUCGUUGUCAACCUCAACUACAAGGACGGCAGCGGAAAUGUUUUCCAGGACGCCGUUUUUAACCAGACCGUCACCAUCACCGAGAAAGAGGACGGACUCGACGGAGAGACGAUCUUCAUGUACGUCUUCCUGUCUGGCCUCGGGCUGCUCGUCAUCGUCGGCCUUCAUCAGCUCCUGGAAUCCAGAAAGAGGCGGCGUCCUGCUCCAAAGGUGGAAAUGGGAACCUCCAGCCACAACGACGUGGACCUGAGCUGGAUCCCCCAGGAGACGCUCAACCAGAUCAUGCAGAGUCGCAGAGACAAGGCCUCUCCGAGACGAUCCCCUCGCAAAAGGAUCCAGAAGCGCUCGGCCGGCUCGGACGAGUGACGGGCGCCCCGACCACGCCGCCCAACGCCCGACCUUCACCCCGCCCGUCUAUGCAGGAGCAGGGCCGUGAGCGUGGAACGAGCGCACCCCGGCCUCUCCUCACAAACUUUACCCAGUGCCAAGCACAGCGACGGCUCGCUCUCUACUUUCAGCUUCAACACUGUCCGUCACACUGUCGCUAAGCCCCGUUUUAUUACUGUUUUCUGACGCUGUCACACGAGGGCCAAGGUGGAAGGUUCACCCGGGCGCAGGUGUGUUGGCCUUCAAAAGGACAUUCUCCCCCACAGGGUUUUUUUUUUUUUGGUUUAAAUCAGGGGUGUCAAACAUACGGCCCACGGGCCAAAACCGGACCUCCAAAGGGUCCAAUCCAGCCCGACCAGAAUUUACACUGAAGACAUUAACAAUCCAGGAUGUGAAACUCAUUUAGUUCUGGUUCCACAUACAGACCAAUGUGAUCUAAAGUGGAUCGGACCAGUAAAAUACUCUAAUAAUAUUCUGUAAAUAUCAAAAACUCCAAAUGUUAUUUGUUUUAGUGUAAAAUUCCAUGAAAAUAUUGACAUUUAAACUAUCCUUUCACACAAAUGUGAAAAAGCUGAAUAAAUAAGAACAACCUGAAAUGUGUUAAGAGAAGUAUAAUUUGAUCAAUAUUCUACCUGUUAAUGCAUGUUUUGUGUAUUUGUAGAUCCGCUGUGAUCUAUGUUAUAAUGCACAUACGUAAAUGAUGAACUGAGACGUAAUAUUGUUAAAAUUGGAAUUAUUUUCAAGAAAUGAUGAUCACAUUUUUUAAAAGGACGGUUUGUAGUUGUAAGCAUUUUCAUGAUGUCAGUUUUAUUUGUUGCACUAAAAUAAAGAGAAAAACUUGAAGGUGCCAUUAUUUAUAAGUAAAUCUGCUAUUAAUUUACUGGUCUGACCUGUUUGAGAUCACACUGGUCUGAAUGUGGAACCUGAACUAAAAUGAGUUGGAAAGCCCUGGUUCUGUUUUUGUUCGACAAAAAACUCUAACUCUUUGAUUCAUCAGAGCGAUUAAAAUGUCUGAAAUAUCCUCGGUCUUAAUUGUCAACAUACUUUUCUUUCCUGAGUCUUCUGUGACGUGAACAGCUGCUGUUUGGACAAAACAAUGAUUAUAAUGAGGCUGAGAUUUGUGAAUGUUGGGACAUUUCAUAGACGAGUUUGGUGAGGAUCAUGAGACGCAGCAGUUUUACUCUGGAGUCGGACGGUGACAAAGGCAGCGUCUCGAGUUUUUUUUAAUUUGUUAUUUUUGUGCUUCUUUAACUCUACAGAUCUCCAGUUUUCACGCACUAGGUUUUGUUUUAUUCUGUCAAACUGCAGGUGCUCUGCGCCGUCCUUUCUCAUAAAACUUCAGCAGAUAAAGAUCUAACCAGAAAAUUUAGAUUUGACGUGACACUUUGAAGAUGCGCUGAGACUGUUCCUUUCCUUUUUUUUUUUUUUUUGAAAGUCUGAUUUCUGAAGUUUUGGGCAGUUGAACGGUUCCAAACGGGCGUAACGAGGUGUUUUUUUUUUUUUAAGGUUUAGAUUCACCCGUUUACGCUCAGAUCUGCGGAUGAGAGCGUGGAGUCGACAGACGAUCAAAUCAUGGAUGAAACCCGCCCUUUAACCCCGACGCCCUCCAUUUAUAAACCUGUUAAACGAUGGGUCAACAUUGGAUCAGUUCAUCUUCAUAAAAACAGGAAAUGAACUCGUUCUGUGCCGGGGUUUGGACACUCUCUCCUGAAGCAGCUCCUCAAAAAUCAAAUCAUUCACACAUCGAUAGGUUUAUAUAUAUUUUUGUUGUUUUUUGAUUGUAAAAUGUUGAACUGGCCGAAGCACUGGUGUAAAUACUGGCUGAUAUGGAUGCAGACGUGAAAGCAAAAAGCUAAUUUAUUUGAGUGACAGAUCAGGCAUACAUGUGGGUGGGUUUGUAUACUGUAUUUCUUGGUUUUACCACUAGGGGGCAUCACUCUGCAGGCCUGAAACCCUUUUUUUGUGGACUGCAGAGUUGUCAUGUAAACUUUUGUGGUGUGACUGACCUCAGCCUGGAUUUGAGCGAUCCAGAUCCGAGGCCAUUUCACAGACGUGAACCAACGUCAUCCGGGGUUUUUGUUUUUUUGUUUUGUUUUUUUCUAAAGAUGGGGCUGUCAUUCACCGAUACGAGCUUUUACUUUAUUUGCUUUUAAAUGUGCAGGAAAUAAAGUUUGAUGAUUUGCUGUAG